This is a messenger RNA of Drosophila elegans, 1668 nucleotides long. RefSeq names its product estradiol 17-beta-dehydrogenase 11. Gene Ontology annotation, cellular component: lipid droplet. The record is from RefSeq and is a predicted model, not a curated record. The coding region runs from base 369 to 1571 and encodes 400 amino acids. NCBI's taxonomy places the organism in Eukaryota, Metazoa, Arthropoda, Insecta, Diptera, Drosophilidae. Gene Ontology annotation, molecular function: oxidoreductase activity, acting on the CH-OH group of donors, NAD or NADP as acceptor. The transcript has 8 exons.
CCUUUGGAGCCCACAACGUUCAAAUUCGUUUGCUACGCUCACGAGAGCGAACGUGCAGUGCGGAAAAGUCCGACAACAAUCAGACAAAAAGCCCCCAAGAUCCAAACUAUAUACAAAACACAAAAACACAAAAACCCAAAUCACUCACGAAACUAACUUGAAACAAAAACCGAAAUUAAUAUCGCGUCAGUUGCUUGCGGUUGUGUUUCGUUUGCAUUUAAAUUAACGGAAAAAACUCCGAAAAAAAUUACAUAAAACAAAGCCAAUUAAAUUGAUAAAACUUGUGUCUUAGGAAAAAGUGAUUAAACUAUAGAAAACUAAACAGAUUCAAUUAAAUCGAGCCAAUUAAGUGUCCAGUCUGUGCAAAAAUGGUGAAGAACAUUAACAAUAACAACAUUCCCGCCGAGGACGAGCAGAUUCUGGCCAAUGGUCACGCCCAGAUCAACGGUAAUGGAGUGGUCCAUCAUCACGAGGAGGCAGUUGCUCCUGCUGCCGAUGGCUGGCGCCAAGUCCUGUGGAAUAGCUGGGAUGCCUUUGCGGACGUGGCCUGGUUCAUCAUCUGCUGCAUUGGAUACAUCCUGCAGGAUCUUUACUACAUCGCCUUCGGCUAUCCCGAAAAGGAGCUCAACACAGACAUUGCAUUGAUCACAGGUGGUGGCAAUGGACUGGGUCGCCUGCUGGCCGAGAGACUGGGAAAGAUGGGAACCAAGGUCAUUAUCUGGGAUAUAAACAAGAAGGGUAUUGCGGAAACCGUCGAAAUCGUCGAGGAAGCGGGCGGCUAUUGCAAGGGCUAUGUGGUGGAUAUAUCCAAAAAGGAAGAGGUCUACAAGGCGGCCGAUGUAAUCAGGGAAGAAGUCGGUGAUAUCACCAUGCUGAUCAACAAUGCGGGCGUUGUAUCGGGCUUGCACCUUUUGGACACACCUGACCAUCUUAUCGAGCGGUCGUUCAAUGUGAAUGUCAUGGCACACUUUUGGACGACAAAAGCGUUUCUGCCCAAAAUGAUUGAGAAUGAUCGAGGACACAUUGCCACGAUCGCCUCGCUGGCCGGCCAUGUGGGCAUUAGCAAAUUGGUCGAUUACUGUGCGAGUAAAUUCGCAGCGGUUGGCUUUGAUGAGGCUUUGAGGCUGGAGCUGGAAGUCCUUGGACAUACGAACAUCCGAACCACCUGCAUCUGCCCCUUCUUCAUUCAGGCCACUGGCAUGUUCGACGAUGUGAAUGCCAGAUGGGUCCCCACACUGAAUCCCAACGAUGUGGCCGAUCGUGUCAUUUCAGCCAUCAGGAAGAACGAGAAACUGGCCGUCAUUCCCGGCUUCCUCAAGAUCCUCCUCUCCUUCAAGUGGACCUUCCCCUGGGGCUGUGUGGGUGGCUUGCUGAAGCGCCUGGUGCCCGAUGCCUCGCCCCACGGCCUGCCUAGCUCCAUAGCCGCCCCCGUACCGCUCAGCUCGAACAACGCGAAGUCGGCCGCCCACAUCGCCGCUCUGGAUGCUGAGCUAAGUAGCGUUACCCUGCCGGCGAAGCCACCCUCGAUGCUCAUCCAAAGGACACCGUCGCUGGGGGAGCGUGUCCUUUAAGCGCCCAUAGCACACCACACAACACACCACACCACACACCGCACACCUCACACCGCACCACCCACUCCUGUUCUUAUUUCGACAUUAUAAUUUUUUU